AUGCAUUUUUACAAAGCUUGUUUUCUGAUUUUUUUACUGAAUAUUCUAAACUUGAAGACUAAUGCUGAAUUUCGUGACACUGUGAUCCCGACAAAUCUACGCGAAUCUUACAAAAGUAUUUCGGGAAAUCGAGCCGAGAAUCUCGACAAUAACAUCAGAUUGUUAACUGUCUUGGCCUUACAACAAAAUGGAUGGCAUUUGUAUGGAUCUCAUUGGUAUCGCCUUUAUGAAAUGGACUUGCAUUGGAUUCCUGCUGAGAAUUACUGUCGCUCUAUGGGAGGUCAUCUUGUAAGCAUUAUGGAUAAAGCUGAGAAUGAUUUUGUUCAUCAAAUAAGAAGAAAGAAUAACAUUUGGAUUGGAUUGAACAAGAUAAACGAUACUCAUCAAGUCUAUAAAUGGAGUGAUGGAUCUGCGGCCGAUUAUAUCAAUUGGGAUUCGACACAACCCAAUGAGCCCCAGGUGAAUUGCGUCUACAUGGCCUACAACCAGGACCACACCGGUACAUGGUUUGACUACGGAUGCUGGGAGCACAAGCCACAAUUUUUCGUGUGUAAAUUAUCAACCCCG
Messenger RNA from Mesorhabditis belari, 567 nucleotides. Lineage: Eukaryota; Metazoa; Nematoda; Chromadorea; Rhabditida; Rhabditidae. The record is from the annotation of a GenBank genome assembly.